AUGGGAUUCUACGGUGUGAUAGAUGGGAAUUCCACAGCACAGAUCCGCGGGUUCACCUGCAACCCACAAAUCGACGAAAUCGAUGCGACAACCUCGUUCUCACUCCCCGGUCUAGAAAUCCAGUCUGCGGCCGCGGACGACUCAACCAGCCGAGUCUUUUCAACAAAUAUCUCCACCACUCUCAAAUUCGAAAGCUUCCUUUCCCAGCCUGUCAACAAGCAAGACCAAGCGUUUGACGCCUUUUUCUCCGCCAUACUCAAUGACCAAAAAUCCCUCUCCUUAUCCGACAUCACUGACCCAUCCCAUUACUCCACCGUCAUCAACGCAACACAACAUCUCUACCGCACCCUUAUGGCCCAGGCCAUGAAUGGCAACGCACGAAUCCCAGCCAGUGACAACCAAACUACCUUCCCGAGCACAAUCGUAGACCCGAAUCGUACCCGUCUCACGCAGAGUGCUAUAUCUACCCGCAUCCUUGAAGCUUUUCUCGCUGCUAUGGUCGUGUCCACCCUAGUCGCAUCCUACUUUAUGCAGACGAAAGAAGUCCUUCCUUUCAACCCAUGCAGUAUUGCUGGCGCGGGGGCGCUCAUUGCUGGAUCGGAUGUGCUGAAGAGUGAUACAUUUCCUGCUGGAUCAGAAUGGUGCGAUGAUAGGGAAAUGCUUCGAAGGGGGUAUUUCUCAGGAUUGGUGUUCGGGUUAGGAUGGUGGGCUGGAGACGACCCGAGAUUUGGGAUCGAUGUGGGGAGGGCGACAGAGGAGAGGGAGUAG
Molecule: messenger RNA, 768 nt
Organism: Aspergillus luchuensis
Lineage: Eukaryota; Fungi; Ascomycota; Eurotiomycetes; Eurotiales; Aspergillaceae
Exons: 1
Coding region: 1-768 (255 amino acids)
Source: RefSeq, a predicted model, not a curated record